Lactuca sativa (garden lettuce) is the source of this 648-nucleotide messenger RNA. RefSeq lists its product as uncharacterized. The record is from RefSeq and is a predicted model, not a curated record. Lineage: Eukaryota; Viridiplantae; Streptophyta; Magnoliopsida; Asterales; Asteraceae. Gene Ontology annotation, molecular function: zinc ion binding.
AUGUUAGCAGUUGCUAUUGAUGGAAACAACAAUACUACGUCAAUAGCAUUUGGUGUCGGGGUGGCAAAUAGUGUUAACUCCUACACUUGGUUCCUUAUGAGGUUGAAGGAUGCUAUCGGAGCGGGUACGGAAGUUGUGCUCAUAACCAACAUGGGCGAUACCAUUGCUUCUUGCAUUGGUCAAGUAUUCCCUGAUGCUUACCAUGGUUAUUCGUCUAACAGUGUUUUGAAUUAUUGCCAAUUAAGAAUUGGUCAAAGCAGAAAUUUAGAUUACUUGUUCUUCCGUGUAUGCAAAGCAUAUAUCACGCAAGACUUUAAACAAACAUUUUCUAAGUUAAGUCAUGGUGCACAGGAAGUUCUUCACAACAUCGGACAUAUGAAAUGGGCACGGGCCUAUUUCCCUAAUAUACGUUGGAAUGUACUAAACAUUAAAAUUCCAGAAUUCCUAAUGGUGUUAUCGGUUAGUCAACACAAUGUGCCGAUAAUAACGCUAAUGGAUGUGAUUGUGCAGCACAUCCAACAGACAUUUGCAGAACGCUGUGUCAUGGGAGAUAUGAAUCGACACACAUGUUCUUGUGGGAAAUGGCGCAGUCUUGGUAUAACAUGUGGUCAUGCUCUUGUUGCAGCACGUUAUACAAACAACACAUAA